Messenger RNA from Ananas comosus (pineapple), 1566 nucleotides. RefSeq names its product nuclear transcription factor Y subunit B-3-like. NCBI's taxonomy places the organism in Eukaryota, Viridiplantae, Streptophyta, Magnoliopsida, Poales, Bromeliaceae. Gene Ontology annotation, cellular component: CCAAT-binding factor complex; nucleus. The coding region runs from base 582 to 1232 and encodes 216 amino acids. The record is from RefSeq and is a predicted model, not a curated record. The transcript is spliced from 2 exons. Gene Ontology annotation, biological process: regulation of transcription by RNA polymerase II. Gene Ontology annotation, molecular function: protein heterodimerization activity; DNA-binding transcription activator activity, RNA polymerase II-specific; RNA polymerase II cis-regulatory region sequence-specific DNA binding.
UUCCCCUCUCUCUCUCUCUCUCUCUCUCUCUCUCUCUUCUUCGCCACGCUCCUCCCCUGCUCGGGCUUAAUUCUCCGGUGAGGGGAAACCCUAACCUCGUACAAUUCUAGGGUUUCCAUUUCAAAAAACCAUCUUUUUAAUUUUUUCUCUCUCUCUCUCUUUCUUGGGUCUUUUGUCUUUCCGAAACUCGAUUUUUUUUCCGUUUCAUUUGUAGAAAUUAACCUUCCUUGUUAUAUAUUUUGAUCCAAACUCUGCUUCGAGAAUUCACCCGUAUUAAUUCCUUUCAAUCCAUAUUACUUUUCCCUUUCGAUUCAUGCACCCACCGCGUAUUUGCUUCUUUCCGAAUUCUACGUACGUACGUACGCCUUCGGGAUUCAUUCUUCUAUAGGGCGUCGUAGGUAAACCCUAAUUGGGCGGCGGCGGCGGCGGUGGAAGGGAUAAGCGGGAUCUGUUUGGGUAUAAACUAUAAAGGUGGGAUCUUGGAGGGGUGGGGGAGGGGGACAGCAUAUAUCUAUAUAUAGAUAGAUAUAGAGAGAGAGAGAGAGAGAGAGAGAGAGAGAGAGAGAGAGAGAGAGAGAGAUAUGGCGGAGUCGGACAACGAGUCGGGAGGGGGCGGAAGCAACGCGUCGUCGUCGGCGGCGGCGAGGGAGCAGGACCGGUUCCUGCCGAUCGCGAACGUGAGCCGGAUAAUGAAGAAGGCGCUGCCGGCGAACGCGAAGAUAUCGAAGGAGGCGAAGGAGACGGUGCAGGAGUGCGUGUCGGAGUUCAUCAGCUUCAUCACGGGGGAGGCCUCCGACAAGUGCCAGCGCGAGAAGCGCAAGACCGUCAACGGCGACGACCUCCUCUGGGCCAUGACCACCCUCGGCUUCGAGGACUACGUCGACCCCCUCAAGCUCUACCUCCAAAAGUUCCGGGAGAUCGAAGGCGACAAAGCUGGAACUGUUACUGGUGGUAUUGGUGCCGGUGGUGGUGGUGGUGGUGGUGGUGUCCCCGCCACAGCCAAUUCACAACCCUCCCAAAAGGAAGGUGGUGGGGGAGGGGGGAUGAUGAUGAUGUCGAUGGUGGGCCAGCAGAUGUAUGGGUCUUCUUUCUAUCAGCAUCAUCAUCUGAAUCAGUAUCAGCAUCAGCAUCAGCAUCAGCUUCAGAUGGGGAUGGGGAUGGGGAUGGGGGAUGGGAGUGCUGGCGCAUCUUCAGCAGCAGGGAUUAAUGGCACCAGGGGAGAGAGAAUAUGAUGGUGAUGAUGAUGAUGGUGGUGGUGGUGGUGGUGGUGGUGUAGUUGAAGUGUAUGUUCAUAUACAGCAGCUUCUUCAUGUCAUAUGGUUAUAAUAUUGCAUGCAUGUUGGGUCUCGAUGUCAGGUCUACAUAGAAGAACAGGUCCAUGUACAGAACAUUGUUUUUACUUGCAACUUGAUCAGGGCUUAAUUUGAAGGAGGUUUGUAUCAUAUAUGGGGUAGUAAGCAUCCUCUCUCUCUCUCUCUCUCUCUCCAAUCAAAGCGUGUAGCAAGGUCAUCUAAGAUAAUAGUACAUCUUUAAUGAUGAAUUAUUAAGUCAUUUUAUUGUGUUUUA